Dryobates pubescens (Downy woodpecker) is the source of this 2701-nucleotide messenger RNA. RefSeq names its product cystine/glutamate transporter-like. The transcript has 12 exons. NCBI's taxonomy places the organism in Eukaryota, Metazoa, Chordata, Aves, Piciformes, Picidae. Bases 108 to 1643 code for a protein of 511 amino acids. Gene Ontology annotation, biological process: amino acid transmembrane transport. Gene Ontology annotation, cellular component: membrane. Gene Ontology annotation, molecular function: L-amino acid transmembrane transporter activity. The record is from RefSeq and is a predicted model, not a curated record.
AGCCUCGAAUCCCUAACUCUUUCCUCAUCUUACAGGUGAGCCUUGGCAAUACUUGGGAAACCAGAGCUCCUGAAUGCACGACUGUUCUCUGGGAUUAGAAGAAAGCCAUGGGAAAAGACAAGAAAGGAGAUGAGGCUGUCUUCCUGAGGAAAAAGAUAACUUUGUUGAGGGCUUUCUCGCUCCUCAUUGGCAGCAUGGUUGGCAGCGGCAUCUUCAUCUCCCCUACGGGAGUACUGAAAAACUCUGGCAGCGUGGGUUUCUCCCUGGUUGUCUGGUUUGCUUGUGGGCUCCUCUCAAUGUUUGGUGCCUUGUCUUAUGCAGAGCUUGGAACAAGAAUCACCAAAUCUGGAGGACACUAUAUCUACAUUUUGGAGACACUAGGGCCCCUGCCAAGUUUCUUAUUCCUGUGGGCAGAGUUUUUUGCUAUCAGGCCUGCCAACAGUGCUGUGGUUGCUCUGGCUUUUGGACGCUACUUGCUGGAACCAUUUUUUGCCCCUUGUGCAGCCCCUGUCCCUGCUGUGAAGCUGGUGUCUCUCCUCGGGUACUACAUGGUCCUCACCCUCAAUUCCUGGAGUGUCACCUGGAGCGCCCGGCUGCAGACGGCUCUCUCUGUUGUCAAACUCCUGGCUCUUGCACUUAUCAUCGUACCGGGGAUGAUGCUGUUGGCCCAGGGCCACACUGAAAACUUCCAGGACGCUUUUGACAGACAGUCUCUGGUGUUGCAUAAGCUGCCCCUGGCAUUUUAUGCAGGCAUGUUCGCAUAUUCAGGCUGGUUUCAGACCAGUUUUGUGCGUGAAGAGUUGGUCAGACCUGAACGAAAUAUCCCCCUGGCUGUCAUUGUGUCUGUGAUUACAGUAAUUGUAGGCUACACGCUCACCAACGUCUCCUAUUACACGGUCCUGGGAAGGCAAGAUGUUCUGGCCUCUCCUGCUGUGGCGGUGAGCUUUGUUCAGCGAGCCUUCAAAAGCCUGAUAUCCGUGGUCCCUGUCCUUGUUGCACUGUCCUGCUUUGGAACCAUGAAUGGAGGGAUCCUCACGUUUUCAAGGACUCUGUUUGUGGCUUCUAGGGAAGGACAGUGGCCUCCUCUCUUCUCCAUGAUCCACAUUCGAAGGCAUACACCUCUUCCUUCUGUCAUGUUAAUGUUCCCUUUGGUUACUGCCAUGGUGUGUGUUGGAGAUAUCUACCAUCUGUUGAACUUCUUCAGCUUUUCCCGAUGGCUCUUCAUAGGAUUAGCCACCCUCGGACUCAUCGUCCAUCGCCACCGUCACCCAGAGCUGCACAGCCCCUUCAAGGUUCCCCUGUUUGUUCCUGUCUCUUUUACCAUCAUCUGCCUCUUCACAGUGGCAAUGUCUUUCUACUCAGACCCUGUGAGCAUUGGCAUUGGAUGCAUGGUGGUUUUAAGUGGUUUCCCGGUCUACUACCUCAUAAUCCAUAGGCAAAUGUCAAGCCGUUGCCGCAGCCUGUUUUGUAAAUUAUCUUACACACAAACUGCAGUUACUGCUGGAAGUCGUCCAACAAGAAAUCAAGACUUACUGAGAAAACUUACUGAGCACUUACAGAAGAGAAAAGCUGCUUACUCCAUUUCUGACACCUUUGACUCUACCAAAAGCAGGCUUUGCUCUUAUUUUGUUUUUAAUUGCUGAAAAUGAAGAUGAGCCUGAGCCAAAGCCUUUCUGCAAGUGUUCCUAAAUUUGCCAAUCCGGAUUAGGAUAAGCAUGUUGCAUGUGUUUCUGCCCUGUUUAUUUCUAGCAGAACAAUCUACUUCUCUGAAACAAGCUUGCUUUUCCUGCAGUGUCUUUAAAAACCAAGAUCCUAAUUUUUCAGCCUAGCCCAGUUCUCAGUCAAGUUGGGGGUGUGGGUGUGUAUAACACUUCUCCUAUGGAGAAACACUAAGAGAGUUGGGGUCAUUCAUCCUGAAGAAGGCUCCAGGGAAGCCUUACUGAAGCCUUGUGGUAUAUAGGGGGAGCCUUUAAGAGAGAGGGGCCCAAACUUUUUAGCAGUGACUGUUAUGACAGGACAAGGGGUAAUGGUUUUAAACUGAAAGAGGGUGGCUUUAAUCUAGAUAUAAGGGAGAAACUUUUUACAAUGAGGCUUUCAAAACACAGGAACAGGUUGCCCAGAGAGGUGGUAGAAGCCUCAUCCUUAGAAAUAUUCAAGGCCAGGUUAGACAGGGCUCUGAGCAACCUGAUCUAAUUAGAGAUGUCUCUGCUCACUGCAGAGGGGUUGGACUAGGUGACCUCUAAAGGUCCCUUCUGACCCAAACCAUUCUAUUAUUCUGUUAUAUGCGUAUAUAUAUAUAUGCACACAUGUACAUUAUUUUUUUGUUUCCUAACUUGGCAUAUAGAGAAACAGAUGAAGGGAGCAUGUAGCAGCAUAUGGAAGCCAAACGCAGUUUGCAAACUGUUGUAGUAGCCCUGCUGUGGACAAACAUUAGAAAGUGGAAAGGGUGAAGAUAGCAAGUAAGAAAUAAGGUAGCUGAAUUGGAAAGAAGGACACGGGGAUAAAACUUCAUUCAUCAGAAAAUCCACAUUCAGGUUAAUUAGAAUAUAUUUGAAGCCCCUUGGAAAUUCAAAUGUCAGCAAAGUUUAGCUUUAAUUAUUGUAUCAGCAGAAUAAGUUUGUUUUACUUUGUAACAGUAUGUCAGAUUUGAAUUGUAUUUUUCUGAAAUGAUAUUUAAAAAUGUACAAAAACAUAAAAGCAA